CGGGGCCUCGCGCCGCGCUGCCCUGUCGCCAUGGCGACGCGAGGGGCGCCCGCGCGCGCGCGGCAGGGAGAGCCCGGCGCGUCGCGACAGUCGCGAUAGGAGCGGGCUGUCCCGGCGCGGCGGGACUGUCACGAUAGGAGCGAGUAUCCCUGACGGCGGCGGUUUGCUCAGCCUGGUGGAGCUGUCGCGAUACAAGUGCGGGAUGGAGGCGGCCGGAGCGACGGAGGCGGCCGGAGCGAUCGACUUCGGCGCUCUGGAGAAAGAGCUGCGGGCGGCCGUGGCUGCCGACGAGAAGUACGAGAGGGAGAACAGCGCCAAGUUCCGGGCCGUGCACCAGAAGGUGGCAUCUUACGAGGAGUUCAGGGAUAUCGUGCUGGCAUCACACUUGAAGCCCCUAGAGAGAGAGGACAAAAUGGGUAGAAAAAGAAACGUGCUGUGGAAUCCUUGUGCAACCCGCGCUAAGGGCGAGCAGUCCAGCAACGUGGAAAUAGCCCAGGAACUAGAUCAACUGCCUGGAACCUCUGCCGAGUUUUACAGAGAUUGGCGCAGAUGCUUAAAAAGCGGAAAAGAAAAAUAUCAGCUUUUGCUUAAACUUGGAGGCAAGGCCUUGGGCAGGCUCUUUCAGGCUGACCUGGGUUUUGGCCUCCUGGGUGAAUUCCUUACCGUGCUGGCAGAGAAUGUCUGUCAUGAAGACAGAGAUGCCAUCCUGCAGAUCUUACAGAGCCUUUCCAGCACCAAGCGCUUUGGGUUGAACAUGGAUCUUCUCAGCGAGUCGGAGAAGGAGAGCGGCAGGGAUUUGUUUAGGAAGCUGCAGAGCAUGAGCAGAAAUUAUUGGACCGCUGGCCAUCUCAGUGGCCCAGCUGACUGCGAAGCAGAGAGAGAAGCGCACCUCAGAAGCACCAGUUUGCAAAAGGAAGCUGAGGAAAACAUAGUGAUGGAGCUAAUGAAACGUUAUCAAGUUGACUGAAGCAGCAGAAGCACAGUGGUUAUGUAGGAACAGUGCAAAAGGGGCUCCCAGGUCAGCUUUGUCAUCAGACACUGUGACAGAGACUUAUAGAUAAAUCAGACACCUUUGGAGUGUUGCUGAUUGCAUUUCCCUCUGUAGCUGGGAUUCACCGAGAGCAAUAACUCUGCACAAAUAAAGGUUAGUUACAGAGA
Molecule: messenger RNA, 1158 nt
Organism: Dromaius novaehollandiae (emu)
Lineage: Eukaryota; Metazoa; Chordata; Aves; Casuariiformes; Dromaiidae
Gene: DNAAF19
Product: coiled-coil domain containing 103
Exons: 4
Coding region: 203-967 (254 amino acids)
Biological process (GO): inner dynein arm assembly; epithelial cilium movement involved in extracellular fluid movement; determination of left/right symmetry
Cellular component (GO): outer dynein arm
Source: RefSeq, a predicted model, not a curated record